UCUCUCUCCUCCCCACUCCGCGCAGGCAGCUGCUUUGCUCUGUGCUCCCUUCUCGGGCCUCGGUUUGCUCAGAUCCACCGCGUCGCGCCGUCGAUCCGACGCCGAUGCGGCCGCCGGCGCCGGCGACGACGGCAGGCGCGGGGGGGAAGGUGACGCCGAACCUGGCGAUGGACGCGGAGGGGACGCGGCUGCUCAACCUCACCGUGCUGCAGCGCCUCGACCCCGCCGUCGAGGACAUCCUCAUCACCGCCGCCCACGUCACGCUCUACGACUUCAACAUCGAGCUCAACCAGUGGAGCCGGAAGGACGUCGAGGGAUCGCUGUUCGUGGUGAAGAGGAACAAGCAGCCGAGGUUCCAGUUCAUCGUCAUGAACAGGCGUAACACCGAUAAUCUCGUGGAGGAUCUAUUGAGUGACUUUGAAUUUGAACUUCAGCCUCCGUAUUUGUUAUACCGAAAUGCUGCACAAGAAGUAAACGGUAUUUGGUUUUAUAACCAACAAGACUGUGAUGCUGUUGCAGGUGUUUUUGGAAGGAUAUUGAAUGCUUACGCCAAAGUGCCUCCAAAGCCCAAAGUACCUUCCACAAAAAGUGAGUUUGAGGAAUUGGAAGCUGUUCCUACAUCCGCUGCUAUAGAUGGCCCCCUUGAACCUUCUUCGUCGUCCACUGUUCUAGUUUCUAAUGCCCCUGAUGAAUCAUUGACUGAUUAUUUCAGUGGCGCUGUUAAUGUUGGGAAUGUAUCAAUUACACCAAUGGUUGGAAGAACUCAUCAGCCUAUCGAGUCUGUUGCAUCCUCACACGUACCAUUGAUCAUCCCAUCUGCUGCUCCUACACAUCAAAUGGGUGUUCCUUCAGGGGCUGCGUCAGCUCCACCACUGCCCGUCAUUGACACUAACGUUCAUUCUAGCCACUCAACAAAUCUUGUAACUCCAGCCUUUUUUGCACCUCCCUCAUCGUCUUCUGCAUCAUUGGUGGCACCAGCUUCAUCCUUUAUGCCCACAGCAUCACCUUUUCAUCCAACUUCUGCCGAUGCUCACCGUCCAGCAUAUGGACAUGGUACACCCCUUCUUCAACCCCUUCCGCCGCCAACACCACCUGCAUCACUUACCCCUGUACACAACGAUGAGCCUGUUAUUUCGAGGGAUAAAGUUAAAGAUGCUCUCCUGAGGCUUGUUCAGAACGACGAAUUCAUCAAUUUGCUCUAUCAGGAGUUACAGAAUGCACAUGCGUAGACUGCUUACUCAGCCUUUAUGGAGUGUCUGGCCUUGACGAGAGUUCACCUGUUCUUUCGUAGUUUUGUGUGCUUUAGUUCUCAAAACUUUAUGUACAGCUUUGGCUUCUUUUUAUAUCGGAUGUCCGCGAAGAGAUUGUGCAGCUUUGUCUUGAUGCAUUAUUGAUGUAGAGUUUUUAUAGCAAUGGCUGGUAGUAUUUCUUCCAAAUGGUUGUACUUGUAUAGUAUUUUUGUUUCCUGUUGGAAACUCGAAAUCGGAAGCUGGACUAUGUGUGGCAACGUUAAAAUACUGUCCAUUUUGUGUGAUAUACUGCACAGUUGCCAUUUAGAUAUUUGAUAUCACACAUUUUUUUA
Oryza sativa Japonica Group (Japanese rice) is the source of this 1582-nucleotide messenger RNA. Its product is annotated as mRNA-decapping enzyme-like protein. Gene Ontology annotation, molecular function: mRNA binding; enzyme activator activity. Gene Ontology annotation, cellular component: P-body. Gene Ontology annotation, biological process: positive regulation of catalytic activity; deadenylation-dependent decapping of nuclear-transcribed mRNA; deadenylation-independent decapping of nuclear-transcribed mRNA. Lineage: Eukaryota; Viridiplantae; Streptophyta; Magnoliopsida; Poales; Poaceae. The record is from RefSeq and is a predicted model, not a curated record.